Aspergillus homomorphus CBS 101889 is the source of this 656-nucleotide messenger RNA. RefSeq names its product splicing factor 3B subunit 5 family protein. Lineage: Eukaryota; Fungi; Ascomycota; Eurotiomycetes; Eurotiales; Aspergillaceae. The transcript has 2 exons. Bases 134 to 388 code for a protein of 84 amino acids. Gene Ontology annotation, biological process: mRNA splicing, via spliceosome. Gene Ontology annotation, cellular component: precatalytic spliceosome; U2 snRNP. The record is from RefSeq and is a predicted model, not a curated record.
GCCUACCAGAAUAUCACGAACCUCACCAAACCCAGCAACUUCGAACCCUCAAACAAAAGCCCCACUACACCACACCCAAACCACACCAACCUACCCCCACCAUACCCAACUACCAGAGAACAAUAUAUUCAGAAUGGCCGACAAACUCCGCACCCUCCAGAACCUCGAGGCGAUGCAGGCCCGCUACAUCGGAACGGGCCACGCCGACACGACCAAGCACGAGUGGCUGUCCAACAUCGUGCGCGACAGCUACGCUUCGUAUAUCGGGCACCCGCCGCUGCUGUCGUAUAUGGCCGUGGGGAUGGGCGAGUCGAAGGAGAAGGUGCGCGCGGCGAUGAUAGAGAAGAUGGUGCGUGGCGCGGGGAAUCCGCCUGAGACGCAGGAAUAAUCCGGGGUACUGGGGUCGGAUUGGGUGUCUUAGAUGGAAGAGGAGGUGGAAGGAAGGGUCGUGAUGGUGAAUUGUUGGAUUGUCGGAUUGUUAAGUGGUCUGCACCGGGAUGGUGAUUGCAUCUGGAAGGAUAGGAUCCAUUAGAGUAAUGGAUCUCUAGAUGUCUAAACUGGGACAAGGAGUUACGGGCUGGCGUUUGGGUUUGGUUUGAUUUCUGUUCCUCUCAGCUGAGUCCCCAUAAUCCAGCGACUUCAAUCAAGCUUACGAU